Fusarium redolens is the source of this 1203-nucleotide messenger RNA. RefSeq lists its product as uncharacterized. The record is from RefSeq and is a predicted model, not a curated record. The transcript has 2 exons. NCBI's taxonomy places the organism in Eukaryota, Fungi, Ascomycota, Sordariomycetes, Hypocreales, Nectriaceae. Bases 1 to 1203 code for a protein of 400 amino acids.
AUGGCUCCACCGCAACAAACAGGUUUUCGCGACAUGGCUAUGGAUGCGCUUAAGAAUCUCGUCAACAACGUUCCCGACUGGUUGCAGCGACUCGACGACCUCAGCGGCCAAAUCGAUCAAUAUCAGGCCGAGCAGGCCGCUAUUGCUGCCGCAGAGGGCAAGUGUGCAGAGACAAAGCCGCUUCGCAACAAAGGCUCAACUGAGUCACUCAAGCCUAAAGAUAAUCCCCCAAUCGUCCAUGCUGAGGCUCUAGCGAACAAGAACAUCGUCAAAGUGUACCUUAGGUGCCUUAGGCUUCAUUGGUUUCCGUACCGUCUUUUCGCCGGCGCCAUCAUACCAAGCCGUACCUCCAUUCGUCAACGACAAGAGAUCAACAAGGCCGCACAAGCUCGAGCUCGAUCUCAGGUGAGAGAGAGGCCAAAGUCACCGUCCAUGAUGUCCAACGAUGACGCCCCAGCCGCCUAUCGAACUCGAAGCAUGAUCACUGUAUACUACGACGGAUACGCUCAGACCUUCUUUGACGAUCUCGUGAUGUUCGCCUCGUCCAGUCGAAACUUGAUACGCAAGGCCAAGUUAGCCGUACGGGUUGCCCUGGCCAAGAAGCUUGCGGAGCAAGACGUGUCGGAUGAUGGCAACAACAAUAACGCCCUCCCUUCACUACUAUACAUGAGCAGUAGACCAUUUGGCCUAAUGUCAAUAACUCGACCUGGCGCUGGCGGCCAACCACCAGGUGUAUACGACAGGCUGGAUAAGGGCCUCGAAUUCGUGCAGAGUAUGUGCCAGAAAGGUGCUCACCAGUUCCUUCGCGAUGGUGACUGCAAUGAUGAAAUCAAUAAUGCGCAGAAACGACUAAGUGAGGUUCUCGAGAUGGCCAAGACCGAAAUGGAACGUAUCGAGCGUGAAGAGCCCGAAUUAGCCAAAGAAACAAGGGAAAUGGGCAAGGUCCGGAUACGACGACCUAUCAGGAUGCGCCGCGAUAUGAUGGUUAGCCUUAAAGAAGGCAGCCCGGCACCCACUAAGGAGGAGAACAAGCCGCAGCCGGCAAAGCUAGAAGCUGCCAAGCUUACUUUGGCAACGGAUCCCAUGGCGCCUAUAGCUGUCGAUCCAAAUAUCAAGGAAGCCGACGAGGGUAUUGUUGUCGGGAUAGAACUUCCCAAGUUACAAUACCGAUCAACCCGGGCGAUGCGCAGUCGCGGGUCAUAG